This is a messenger RNA of Pochonia chlamydosporia 170, 315 nucleotides long. RefSeq lists its product as hypothetical. Bases 1 to 315 code for a protein of 104 amino acids. The transcript has a single exon. Lineage: Eukaryota; Fungi; Ascomycota; Sordariomycetes; Hypocreales; Clavicipitaceae. The record is from RefSeq and is a predicted model, not a curated record.
AUGGCCCAAUUGGUGGGUGAUGAAAUCAUUCGCGUUGUACCGCCUUUAUCUCUCCAGAUAACUUCUCAAUGCCGGAGCUGUCUCGCGUCGUUGGAACUGAUAGUGAUGUCAUCGAAGAAUGUGUGGUCGGUCAGGUUUACAGCUUCAGGUUUGAACGUCCGCGCCGGUAUCACCACCACAAACCCGAGGAACAGUCGAGGAUGUGUAGGUCGAGUUGCUAUAUACCAUUUGGACGAAACCGACAGAAACCGUGAUACGUGUGUCAUAGUUGGGAAUCCUUUUUGGCACGCGGACCUUCCCUGCACUACAGGUUAA